Molecule: messenger RNA, 125 nt
Organism: Cetraspora pellucida
Lineage: Eukaryota; Fungi; Glomeromycota; Glomeromycetes; Diversisporales; Gigasporaceae
Source: the annotation of a GenBank genome assembly
UUAAUAUUGAUACAAUUUUUGAUAUUGAUAAAGAUGAGAGGUUCAAUAUGAAUAUUAGUGACCAGGAGCUUGACUAUACUCUUAAUAUAAUUAUGAAUAUAACUGAUAAUGUUAAAGAAGUAUAG